Messenger RNA from Pochonia chlamydosporia 170, 756 nucleotides. Its product is annotated as proteasome component Y13. The transcript is spliced from 4 exons. Gene Ontology annotation, biological process: ubiquitin-dependent protein catabolic process. Bases 1 to 756 code for a protein of 251 amino acids. The record is from RefSeq and is a predicted model, not a curated record. Gene Ontology annotation, cellular component: nucleus; proteasome core complex, alpha-subunit complex; proteasome core complex. NCBI's taxonomy places the organism in Eukaryota, Fungi, Ascomycota, Sordariomycetes, Hypocreales, Clavicipitaceae.
AUGUCUCGUCGAUACGAUUCCCGAACAACCAUCUUCUCGCCGGAAGGUCGUCUCUACCAAGUAGAGUACGCCUUGGAAGCCAUCUCCCACGCCGGUACUGCCAUUGGCAUCCUCGCCAAAGAUGGCAUUGUCCUCGCCGCCGAACGGAAAGUGACGUCUAAAUUGCUGGAACAAGACACAUCAGCAGAGAAGCUGUAUGUGUUGAACGACAACAUGAUUUGUGCUGUUGCUGGCAUGACCGCCGAUGCCAACAUCCUGAUCAACUACGCCCGCCAAGCCGCCCAGCGAUAUCUCCUUACCUACAACGAAGACAUUCCUUGCGAACAGCUCGUCCGCCGUCUUUGCGAUUUGAAACAGGGAUACACCCAACAUGGUGGUCUUCGACCCUUCGGUGUCUCGUUCAUCUAUGCUGGCUGGGACCCUCGAAGGCAAUUCCAGCUGUAUCUCAGCAAUCCAUCCGGAAACUACGGUGGCUGGAAGGCAACCAGCGCUGGUGCCAACAAUGCCAGUGCACAGAGCUUGCUGAAGCAAGAUUACAAAGAAGACUGCACACUGAAGGAGGCAUGUGCCAUGGCUGUUAAAGUAUUGAGCAAAACCAUGGAUUCUACUAAGCUAAGCAGCGAGAAGAUUGAAUUCGCCACGGUAGGACAAACGGAAGAUGGCAAGAUUUAUCACCGAUUGUGGAGUGCGGAUGAGAUUACGGCGCUUUUGAAGGAGCACGAUUUGGCCAAGAGCGAGGAUGCUGAAGAGAAAUGA